This is a messenger RNA of Adineta ricciae, 2136 nucleotides long. The record is from the annotation of a GenBank genome assembly. NCBI's taxonomy places the organism in Eukaryota, Metazoa, Rotifera, Eurotatoria, Adinetida, Adinetidae.
AUGCCGGAAUUAUUUACUCUGCAGCCAGCAAUACAUAAUCGGAAAAAUCCCAGCUUUCGACAAUCGUCUAAGCUUCUCAAUUAUAAUCAGUCUACAAAGAGACCAUCAAAAAAUACAUACCAAGAACGAACUGAGAUAUAUUAUGUACCUGAAACGACGAAGAAUGGACCCAUAUAUAAUAAACAACCACAUAAAUCACCUACACCCUCGGUACACAGCGAUGAUCUAAUACCAGAUGAUGAGCCAGGUCUGUAUCAUUUACCAACUUCGAACCGAGCUAAUAGACCGACGGCAAGAAAAAUCUAUUAUAAACCUCUCCGGUAUAAUCCAAAGUAUGUGGCACCACGGAAUAAACCACUCACGCCUCCAGUUCGAAAGGCAAAUCCCGCACCAGCACCACCGUUAACAAAAUCUACGCGAGCAUCGACACCACCGAUGAGAAAGUCGACUCCACCGUCGUCGUUACCAGGUGUUCAGUCCUACCCGACACCCUCGCCGUCGCCACCGACUGUUGCCAGCUAUCAACCAUUGAUUCUGGGUGCACCUGAGCUGUACCAUUUGGACCAUGAUAAAGCCGUCUAUCGUCAACCAACACCAGUACUCCAACAACCAUAUAAAUCGCCAUCGCCGUCACCAGAAAAAUCUCAUCGAACGCCGCCGCCGCCGGUCCAAGAGCAGCAGCCGAUACUUCGGCAAACCUAUCCUCUAUCUCUUGGCCCUACUGAAUUGUAUCAUUUAGACCGUGUAACAACGAGCAAUUCACCCGUUCAACCUGAACCGAAACGUCUCGAACAAUCGUACAAAUCACCUCCACCACCAGUGCCAUCGGCCAAACAAUCUGCUCUGCCUCCACCACCAUCAGCUAAAUUAACCACACCACCGCCACAAUUAGUAACACCGAUUAAUACUGGAGCUGAAUUGUACCAUCUAGAUCAGGAGGAUAUUGAAUAUCCGCCAGUGUCUGAAGAGCCGAAACGUGUAGAAUCAUCUUACAAAACUCCACCACCAGCAUCUGCUCCUAAACUGACUGCACCGCCGCCUGCCAGUAUUGGACCAGAAUUGUAUCAUCUGAAUAAAGACGAUACUGUGUACCCAAUAGUGUCUGAGGAACCAAAGCACGUUGAACAAGUACACAAAUCACCACCACCACCGCCUAUUCAAGCAAUUUCUCCUCCACCUCAACAGCUGAUGUCGAAAUUGAAUACGCCACCAGUUCAACGACCAGAGUUCUAUCACAUGGAUUUCAAUGGAGCAGAUCCAGAACCCAUUCUUGCUGACCCCAAGCCUGUUGAACCGUCUUAUCAUUCACCUUUACCAUCAGCUAAAAAGUCUUCUCCAGUACCAGUCGAUGUACCUCCUCCACCAUCUCAAAAUGGACCAGAAUUGUAUCAUAUGAAAGUUGAUGUAAGUGACAGUCCGCCAGUUCUUCAAGAACCACCACAUAGAACACCUACUCCGCUUCCUACACCAGUGCUUAGUAAACCUGCUUCGGCACCACCACCACCACCAUCGCCACCACAGAACAAACCCGAAGUGUACUACAUAAAACUUGAUGAACGACCUGAAUCGCAAGCAGCACCCCUGUCAAAGCCGGCAACUCCUAGAGUACCUUCCGGUAAAAAUCGAGUUUCACCUAUGCCUUCCACAACAUCGCUUAGACCAGGCCCAGAAAUGUACUAUUUGCAAACAGUUGUUGACGAAAUCAGUCGACCACCAUCAGUUCACGAAGUCGUUACACCAGAGAAGGCACCUACACCGAAACCAGCCACUCCACAACCCAUUCUUACCAAAGCGCGAACACCUCCUCCGAGAGUAUCAUCACCGCCACGACCACGACGUCGUACACCAACACCACCACGCCGGCAACGAACACCCACACCCCCUCGGCGACGACCUCCUGUCGGACGCCCAAUACGCACCGCUGCUCCUCUCGCUCUUCCGAAUCGUAAACCAAAGCGACCUGUUUAUGAUGAUGAUGAUGAUGAUGAUGUAGCUAAUAUUCCAACUAGACGGCCGUCAUUUUCUACAGCGCUUCAAGAUGUAUUAACAUCUGAUCGUACUGUACCUUUAUCGACUUCAAAAGCAUCGGACAGCAUCAUACGAAGUAUGAACAAGUUUCGCUUUCCUGAAGAGUAA